Molecule: messenger RNA, 519 nt
Organism: Ipomoea nil (Japanese morning glory)
Lineage: Eukaryota; Viridiplantae; Streptophyta; Magnoliopsida; Solanales; Convolvulaceae
Exons: 3
Coding region: 1-519 (172 amino acids)
Source: RefSeq, a predicted model, not a curated record
AUGGUUGACUGUAAGCCUAUUUCUACUCUGGUUUCCCUUGCCAGGUCUGAUAAUUCUACUCUGGUUCCAUAUGCUGAUCCCACCCAGUAUCGCAGUUUGACUGGUGCUCUUCAGUAUCUUACGAUAACUUGUCCUGACUUAUCUUUUGCUGUUAAUAAGUUAUGCCAGCAUAUGCAUGUGCCAACCACGGCUGAUUCAAGCAUGUUGAAGCGUGUUUUGCGUUAUGUGAAAGGCACUGUUGGUUUUGGUCUGCAUAUUAUGAAGUCUGUGUUUGCUGAUAUUCAUGCUUUUCGGAUUCGGAUUGGGCUGGCAAUCCGUAUGACCGCAAGCCUACUAGCGGUUUUGCGGUGUACCUGGUGUACGGUGACUUGGUCUUCUACUAAGGCUGGGUACAAGGCAAUGGUUGAUGUGUCUGCAGAGCCAAAGAUUAAGCAUUUGAGGGAGAGCCACAGUCAGACUUCACAGGAUCCUCAGCAGCAGCAGCAGUAUCAGACAAGCUCAUGCGGAGAAGAACAAUAG